Molecule: messenger RNA, 657 nt
Organism: [Torrubiella] hemipterigena
Lineage: Eukaryota; Fungi; Ascomycota; Sordariomycetes; Hypocreales; Clavicipitaceae
Source: the annotation of a GenBank genome assembly
AUGCUCACUGGCUCUUCACUUCUAUGGCUCUCUGGCUUCGCCGCCGCCGUGCCUGCGCAUGGCGGUUCGAGACACACUUACGCCGCCACGCCCAAAAGAUCGACAGAUAUAGCCUGGUCAGGUAUUACAAAAGACGUUGAAAACCCCAAAACCGUCGAAGCCCGGUGGACGGUGCCACAUUGUUCCAGGCACAAGACCGAUCCCGACAACCGUCCUGAGGGGAUUGCAGCGUGGAUUGGUAUUGAUGAAGCCCUUUUGCAAGCGGGAACCACAUGCCAGGGUUACACAGGGAAAGAAGAGUAUUUUGCCCGGAUCGAGUUCAUCCCUUACCCUCCCGACUAUCUUAAAUUGGAUGUAAAGCCUGGUGAUGACAUCUUUGCUAGAUUAACAGCCACCAGCAACUUCACCGGUACGGUCUACAUUGGAAACAGGACAACCGGCAAGAACGUCACCGCCACUGCCAAGGGCAAAAUGGGUAUAGAGCUGUGUUUCAAGACUGUUGAGUGGAUUGCUGAGGAGCCAGGUGGCACUUCAGGCGUGUGGAUGGAAAAUAUUAAAAUGACAGAGUGCAAUGCCGUCGAUGCCAAGGGCGGCAAGACCAACUUGGCUGGUGGUGAAAUCAUUGACAGAGUUACUGAGGAUGGUAAGAUGCAAUAG